Molecule: messenger RNA, 2821 nt
Organism: Scleropages formosus (Asian bonytongue)
Lineage: Eukaryota; Metazoa; Chordata; Actinopteri; Osteoglossiformes; Osteoglossidae
Gene: spag16
Product: sperm associated antigen 16
Exons: 1
Coding region: 40-1968 (642 amino acids)
Biological process (GO): axoneme assembly
Cellular component (GO): axonemal central apparatus
Molecular function (GO): protein binding
Source: RefSeq, a predicted model, not a curated record
GUAACGGGAUCGGAGACCGUGGCGCACGUCUGCUCGAAAAUGGCCACGGAAAAAGAAAUGGAAGCGCCGGAGGAGGCCGUGGAGGAGGCCGUGGAGGGUCCCUUUUAUCUCGAGAACGUUUUAAUCCCAGAGGAGUCCGAGGACAGUUAUCAGUACGAGGAAGUGGCCCUUGAGGACGACUGGAGCCUCACGGAGGGGGAAGAGGACUUGGAAGCCGCCCUCAAGGCCAUCGGCAGUCGCACCGAAGACAUCGUGUCGGUGGAGCAGGCCACCUUUUCGGGGAAGCCGCCCGUGUCCCACAUCCCCGAGGCGCUGGACGACUUCCUGCGCAAUUUUCUCGUUAAGAUGGGCAUGCGCAAAACCCUGGACUGUUUCCAGACCGAGUGGUACGAAAUGGCACAGAGGGGCUCGCUGAACACCGAGCUUGUGGGUUUUGUGCCUCAUGCGUACAUGCAUAGCCAGCUCCUGGAGCAAGAAGUAAAGAGCGUCGAAAGGGAGCGCGACGAUUACAGGAAGGCAUCUUUCGAAGCUGCGGAGACCCUGGUGAAGCUGCAGAAGGAGAGGGACUUUCACCGCAUGCAGCACAAACGCGUGGUCCAGGAGAAGAACGCGCUCGUGAAGGACAUCAGACGGCUGAAGAAGCACUACGCCUCCUAUGAGUCUGCACUGAGGCAGCUAAAUGACAAGUACAAGGUGGCUCUAAAGCAGAAGAUGUUCACCGGUCUAGAAAGGGACAAGGCGCUUGAGAAGCUCCACAGUCUGGAGGUUUGCGCUCCCAGCGUAAGGGGCAGCAGAGCUCCACAAUCCCUUGGACCCAGAUCAGUCUCGUGUGCCCACCAGAGUGAAGGCAAGCGCAAGUCAAGGGCUACGAAAUGGGAUGGGCUGCAGGCGGCAAGCGCCGGGCCGUCCGGUUCUUCCCGAGACCCAUCAAAGAGUGUCUCCAGGAAGUGGCCCAAGGACUCCGAGUUCCCCGUGGAUGCCCACACCAAUGCUAGCCUCUCCCAGGCAAAGACACUUUCUUCUCAUGCACCCCAUUUGUCAGACUUCUGCUUGACUGGCACAUUACACGGCCACACGCUGCCCAUCAGCUGCCUGGCACUGCACCCUCACAAGAAGGUCAUAGCCACAGCCAGUGACGACCACCAGUGGAAGGUAUGGGAUGUCUCCACAGGAGAGGUGAUCAUGGCGAAACAUGGCCACAGCGACUGGCUCUCUGGCUGCUGUUUCCAUCCCAAUGGUGGCUCCCUUGCAACAGCUAGUGGGGACACCACAGUGAAGGUGUGGGACUUCUUGCUGGGCCGCUGCUUGCUGACACUGCAGGGCCACACCCAUGCCGCGUGGGGCUGCUCCUUCCAUUCGUGCGGGCUCUUCCUGGCCUCCUGCUCCAUGGACAACACGGCAAAGGUGUGGGACCUGCAGAGUGAGCGGUGCCGCGCCACGCUGCGUGGCCACGCGGACUCGGUCAACAGCGUGGCCUUCCUGCCCUUCUCCAACAUGCUGCUGACGUGCUCAGCUGACAAGACGCUGUCGCUCUGGGAUGCCCGGACAAGCCUGUGCACCCACACCUUCUAUGGCCACCUGUACUCCUGUAACUAUGCUGCUUUCAACACAGCUGGGGAUUCCGUGGCCUCCUGUGACUCCCAUGGUGCCAUCAAGCUAUGGGACAUAAGGAAGGCAGCCACAGUGACCACACUGGACGCGGGCCCUCGUGCCGGCAACCAGGUGGCCUUCAGUCCCUCGGGACACGUACUAGCUGUGGCCAGCGAUGACGGCACAGUGAAACUGGUGGAGCUCACCUCCAUGGAGGUGUGUAGCCUGGGAGGGCACAGUGACGCGGUUCAGAGUGUCGUUUUCGACCACAAGGGGGAGAACUUACUCUCAGGAGGCUCUGAUGGCACAGUUGCGAUCUGGUCAGGAAAAAAGUGCACACCCGUGGUAUGUGCUGCAACUUCUGAAAAACUGAAGUAAAUGGCGUUUAGAAAUGUGAAACCUGUCCUCUCUCAAGUCUCCUUUGGGCCAUGCAAAGCAAUAGGACGGUUCAAGGGAGCAGUGCUAUAACUGCAAUUAAUGCAUUGUUGAUUUAAAAAAAAAAAAAAAAGAAAAAAAAAGAAACCACUGUUUCCAGGUUCUUAGUUGUGGCUCCAGUGCACUGGGAAGAGUUCCCUCUUUCCCUCAGAACUGCUCAAUCUCAGUGCGCAAGAAGGGUCUCAAAACACAUUUCUUUUCAGACUCACUUCUGUCCAGAUCCUACUGCACAAAUUUGCAUUAUAUUAUCUGACAGUUACCUUUGUAUUUCCCAUACAUUCUGUACGCUGCUACUCAUGUCAUGCUGUUAUACAUCUUUAAAAUUGAAAGUGCUCCACCAAUUCUGUAUGUGGCUACCUGUGUUAUGCAUACUUGUUUGAACAGUGACAUCUCACAAAGUGACUUUAUCUGCCUGCUUGUCAGCGAAAUGUGCUUUUGUUUUCCCCGAGUUGUACGUCACUUAGAGAAAACUGCAAAAUGAAUAAAUGAAAAUACAGGUACUGAUGUAACCGAUACUAGUUAUGGCAACGCUCACUACAUUCACAUUUAUUCACUACUUUUGGUAUGACACUCAUACAUUUUUAUAAAAUUGUUUCAUUACACACUUUUGUACCAGAGGCAUAUUGCAAAGGCACGUACUGGGUGAGUCAUAAGACAGUGCUCCAGGAUGUGAACAACCAGAGCUUAAUCAGAUGAAACAGAUGCAAGACAACCAGGUGGGACUGAAGUUUUAUUAGAAACAAAAGACCUGAACAUCUCAAAACUUGAGUUCUAUGCCUGGGAGCGUAAAGCAAAC